AUGGAUACCCCACAUUCCGCGAGCUCAAUCGCUCCACCAGGCGUAUCGGGCAAGGACAAACAUUCAACAAGCUCUCUCCAGGCCGAGGAAAGAUCGAUUCAACAUGGAGAGCAAGAUCUACUGCAAGGGGAGAAGGUGGAUGAGGUCCUCGCUGCUAAAAUGAUGCUCAUCAAUGAUACUAUUGAUGAGAUUGGAUUUACGCCUUACCACUGGAAACUGUUUUGCCUGAACGGAUUCGGAUAUGCAGUUGACUCGCUGAUCCUGCUGAUCCAGUCCAUUAUCUCGACCCAAGCUAGACUGGAAUUCAACCCGGGGUAUGCCACCGGACUCACGAUUGCGGUUUAUGUGGGUAUGUUGGUAGGGGCUAUUUUCUGGGGUUUCUCGGCGGACAUCAUCGGCCGGCGGUUCGCUUUCAAUUUUUCCUUAUUCGUCUCGGCGAUAUUCACUAUCGUUGCGGGGGCAGCGCCCUCUUGGAUUACUCUGGGUUUGUUUGUCUGUCUGAGUGCCUUUGGUGCUGGCGGAAACUUGGUCUUGGAUACGACCGUCUUCCUUGAAUACCUUCCCAGCAAGAACCAGUGGCUGCUGACACUCAUGGCGGCUUGGUGGGGCCUUGGUCAGCUCAUCGCAGGUCUGUUUGCCUGGGCCUUCAUUCCCAAUUAUUCUUGCAGUGAUGCAGCUACAUGCACUCGUGACAACAAUCAGGGAUGGCGUUAUGUAUGGUACACAUCUGGUGCCUUGGUCUUUGUUCUCUCCAUCCUCCGUAUAACCAUCAUUCGCCUCGAAGAGACACCCAAAUUCCUAGUCUCCGAGGGCAAAGAUGAACAAGCGGUGCGUGUUUUACGGAACAUCGCCAAUCAUUAUGACCGCCCAUGCAGCUUAUCCGUUGAGCGCCUCCAAGCAUUCGGGCAAAUUCCCCGUCGCCAAACAAACGGAUCGAGUUGGUUCGUACGACUCAUUUCUCCGAGUGAAGUAUUCUUCCAUCUCCGUGGACUCUUCGCAACUCGCAAAAUGUCUUUAUCGACAAUCCUAGUUUGGUUCUCGUGGCUUCUCAUCGGCCUCGCAUAUCCACUUUACAACGUGUUCCUCCCCAUCUAUCUUGCCUCGCGUGGCGCAAGUUUUGGAGAGACUAGCCCUUAUAUCACAUGGCGGAACUACGCCAUCAAUAAUACGUGCGGUAUUUUCGGUCCUAUUCUAGCGGGCUUCAUGUGUCGCUCGCCAUGGUUUUGGGGUCGUCGGGGAACAAUGAUUAUCGGAGCAAUGGUCACGAUAGUUUUCUUCUUCUGUUAUACGCAAGUGCGAAGUGCAAGUCAGAAUUUGGGCUUCACGUGUGCUAUCUCAUUCUGCUUGAAUGUGUACUACGGUACCCUCUAUGCUUACACGCCGGAGGUUUUUCCCUCUGCUCAUCGCGGCACAGGGAAUGGUGUUGCCAUCGGACUCAACCGAAUUAUGGGCAUCGUUAGUGCUGUUGUUGGUGAAGCUGCGAAUACUGACACUCCGGUGCCGAUCUACAUUUGCGCCGCUCUUUAUAUUGUGAUGGCAAUUGUUGCUGGUGCCUUUCCAUUUGAACCUUAUGGUCGACGAAGCAGCUGA
Messenger RNA from Penicillium paradoxum, 1590 nucleotides. Its product is annotated as MFS transporter. Bases 1 to 1590 code for a protein of 529 amino acids. NCBI's taxonomy places the organism in Eukaryota, Fungi, Ascomycota, Eurotiomycetes, Eurotiales, Aspergillaceae. Gene Ontology annotation, molecular function: transmembrane transporter activity. The transcript is spliced from 5 exons. Gene Ontology annotation, biological process: transmembrane transport. The record is from RefSeq and is a predicted model, not a curated record.